This is a messenger RNA of Vanderwaltozyma polyspora DSM 70294, 885 nucleotides long. It is a transcript of the gene INM2, whose product is annotated as inositol monophosphate 1-phosphatase INM2. NCBI's taxonomy places the organism in Eukaryota, Fungi, Ascomycota, Saccharomycetes, Saccharomycetales, Saccharomycetaceae. The coding region runs from base 1 to 885 and encodes 294 amino acids. Gene Ontology annotation, biological process: signal transduction; inositol metabolic process; phosphatidylinositol phosphate biosynthetic process. Gene Ontology annotation, molecular function: inositol monophosphate 1-phosphatase activity. The record is from RefSeq and is a predicted model, not a curated record. The transcript has a single exon.
AUGGCUCUUUCUAAGCAAGAACUGAAAAGUAUUGAAAAUGCAUUGAUUAAUUUAGUCAAAGAGGAAGUUGGUCCUCUUAUCAAAGUUCAAUCAGGAACAAAAUUUGAAUCAUAUGAAGACAAGGCAAACUCAGUUGAUCUAGUCACUCAAGUUGAUCAGAAAGUCGAAUCAAUAGUGAAAAAUUAUUUGUUAGAAAAGUACCCUAAUUUCAAAUUCAUUGGCGAGGAGAGUUAUGUUAAAGGUGUAACCAAGAUAACAAAUGAACCAACAUUUAUUGUGGAUCCAAUCGAUGGUACAACAAACUUCAUACAUGGAUUUCCUUAUAGUUGUAUUUCCUUAGGUUUAUCAGAAAACCAAAAACCGGUUGUUGGUGUAGUCUUCAAUCCUCACUUAAACCAGUUAUUUCAUGGAUCCAAAGGUAAUGGUGCAUUCCUAAAUGGAACUCCAAUUGAAGUAGCUAAAAGACCAUUAGUUUUGCAAAAAGCUUUAGUUGGGUUUGAAAGUGGUUCUGAGAGAGAUGAUAGUGGCAAUUUCGAUAUUAAGGCCAAAACCUGUAAGAAUCUUCUAAGUCAAGAUGGUGCUUUGAUACAUGGUGUCAGAAGUCUAGGAAGCGCUGCAAUGAAUAUAUGUUACGUUGCUACUGGUAUGAUGGAUUGUUACUGGGAAGGUGGUCCAUGGUGCUGGGACGUGUGUGCUGGUUGGUGUAUUCUUAACGAAACUGGGGGUCUGAUUGUCAAUGGUAAUCCUAACAAUUGGGAUGUUUCACUUAAUGGAAGAUGUUAUUUUGCUAUCAGAGGUGGAUCCAACGAAAAAGAACAACAUGAAUUCAUUAAAUCCUUCUGGAGUCAUGUUGCUGGUGAUUUAAAAUAUGAAUACAAAGAUUGA